This is a messenger RNA of Dermatophagoides pteronyssinus (European house dust mite), 3620 nucleotides long. RefSeq lists its product as uncharacterized. Gene Ontology annotation, molecular function: RNA polymerase II transcription regulatory region sequence-specific DNA binding; DNA-binding transcription factor activity, RNA polymerase II-specific. Gene Ontology annotation, biological process: regulation of neuron differentiation; positive regulation of transcription by RNA polymerase II. The record is from RefSeq and is a predicted model, not a curated record. Gene Ontology annotation, cellular component: nucleus. Lineage: Eukaryota; Metazoa; Arthropoda; Arachnida; Sarcoptiformes; Pyroglyphidae.
AACAUUAUAUGGUAUCGAUCUGGAUAUUAACCUGUUGAAUAUAGAGAGUUUUGAACAAUCAUUAUUGAAUAAAGAUGAUGAUAAUGUAUUUGAUGAAAUACAAGAUCAAUUACCAUUAUUGGCUAUGAGUACAAUACCGAUUGAAGAUAUUAUUGAUGAUGAUAUAACUGAUCGACGUUGUGCUAAAUAUAUACAAAGGCAUCAACAACCAAUUGGACAAUGUACAUUUAUUGAUGAUGAUAAUGAUGAUGAUGAUGAUGUCGGUGAUGGUGAUGUUGGUGAUGGCCAAAACAAAUUUAUCGGCAGUGAUACUGACGGUAGCAGCAAUAAUAAUGAUGAACAUUACAAUUGUUUGGAUUGUAAUCAAUGUUUCAAUGAUCAAAUAUCUACACUUAAACAUGCAAGAAAACAUGUAUUACAGGAAGAAAUUACAUCAUUAAUAUUUGAAGAAACAAAUGAUCCAAAUUAUUGUAAUCCAGAAUGUUUAUUCAAUCAAAAUGUACGACAUUUACAUUGUCGUAUGUAUGGCUGCAUAUUUACAUUAUCGGUUGAAGAUAAAACAUUGAAAAAAUUUGAACAUUAUAAAUUUCAUGAAGAAUUACAAUGCAAUUAUUCAUUUGAUUCGGAUGAAUCAGCGUUUGCUAAUCUAAGUGGAUAUUUAUCGGUGGAAAAUCCACCACAAACCCCGACAUCAUCAUCACAAUCAACACCGCCACCACCACCAUUACAACAACAACAACAGCAAUUAACCCUUCAACCGUUUAUGUCUGGUGUAACGGCAACAACAUCAUCACAAUCAAUUCCAACAACUUCGAUAACCAAAUCUAAAUCAUCAAUGAAUAAAUCCAAACAAAUAUCAUCACCAUUACAACAGUUAUAUUCAUCUGGAACUAUUUUAACAUCUAUCGAUGGUAUGCCUAUUUUAAAACGUAAACGUGGUCGUCCACCAAAAAAUCGUUCAAAUGAUAUGCUAACAACAACAACAACACCAACAAAGAUGUCAAAAAAUAAUUCGAAAAAUAAUCGAUCAGCAUCAACAAUACAACCGAUUACAUCAGCAGCAGCACCAUUAUCAUCAUUUGAUUUUGCACAAGCAUUCAAUCUACCAUUAAAUCAUGUACAAUUUUUAGCAAAUUUUCCACAAACAAAUGAUGAUGAUCUAUCUAAAACUAUACCGAUACCAUUCAUAAUGCCAUAUAUAAAAUCAUCAAUACAUCAUCAAGGUUUUUAUGUAUUCGAUGAAGAAACAAUAUGUCCAGAUGUAACUUGUAAUCAUAUUGGACGAAAACAUUUUCAUUGUUCAAGACCAAGAUGUUUUUUUAGUACAAAUCAAGAUGAUAAACUUGUUGAACAUUCAAAAGAUUUUCAUGAUAAUAUUGAUAUUCUUGAAGGUUUUGUUUAUUUUGAUCAAAAUAUUGAUUGUAAAUCCGAUUAUUGUCGUCAUAAUCAUCAAGAAUGUCAUUUUCAUUGUACACGUAUUGGUUGUAAUUAUUCAUUUGUACGUUAUUCAUCGAUGGCCAUACAUGAAAAAGAACAUAUAGAAAAAUUACGAUCAUCAUCAUCAUCUUCAACAAUAGAUCAGAAAACAAUCGAUGAUAAUCGUUCAGAUGAUAAUAAUGAUGAUGAUGAUGACGAAAAUGACGGUGAAUUUUCACCAAUGUUAACCAUACGUUCAUCACUAAAUGAUGGAAAAUUUGAAAAUGAUGAAAACGAUGAUGACAAUGAUGAUUAUGAUGAAAUAAAUGAUGAAAAUAUUAACCAGAAACAAAAUGAUGAUGAUAACGAUGGAAGCGAUAAUGAUUUAGAUCAUGUAAUGGAUAAAAAAACAAAUUCUGAUGAAAAAUCUGUAGAAUCAAACAACAAUAAAGAUACGGAUAUUGUUGAUCGAAAAAUGAUGAUGAUGAUGAAUAAUAAAAAUGUUAAUGAUUUGAAUGUGAACAAUGAUUUAUCGAAUGUAACAUUAUCAACAUUACAACAAUCAUUACAGAAGCUAUUUCAAUCACGAAUGGAAACAGAAUCAUCAUCAACGACAACAACAUCGAUACCAUCGAUGAUAACAACUGCUGCUUCAACAUCGACCGCAUCUUUAUCAUCAUCAUCGUCUGCCAUCAAUAAGUUUGAUGAUAUAAUUAAAUUACAUCCAAUUUAUGAUGAACAAAACGAUCAAAAUUGUCAAAGUCCAUUCUGUAAACUAAAACGACGACAACAUUUACAUUGUAAUAUUUGUAAUCAGGCAUUCACUAGUUAUGAUCGUUUGAUACCUCAUUUUACCAAACAUCAAAUGAUAAUGACCUCAUCAGGAAUGAAAUCCGAAUCAACAACAACAACACCAGUUGAAUGUCGUGAUAAAAUUGAUGAAAUUUCAACAUCAUCAAAUCCAUUAUUGAAUCCAAAUUUAACGAAUGAAUUUUUUCAAUUAUUUCUAAAUAAUUUAAUGAAUUUUCCAUCAACAACAACAGCAGCUACAACAUCACCGGUUGUGACAUCAUCAUCGACAAUAAAUCCAGCUUUGUUAUCGAUGAUGGCAUCAAACAAUCCAUUGUUACAGAAUGUAACAACAAAAGCGGAAAGUUCAACCGCAACAACAACAACAACAACAUCUCGAUCAGCAUCGGUAAACAAUAAACGACGACGAAAAUAUUCAUUUUCAAGCGAUAGUUCUGGUUCCAUAAUCAAUGAUAAUGGUAUAAUUAAUGAUAUAAAUAAAAAACAAAAAAUAAUCGAUGAUGAAAAUGAAAAUGAUGAUAAAAAUAAAGCAACGACAAUAAUGAUUGCUGGUGAUGAAUCAUCACCAAACGGUUAUGCUAGAUUUCGUUUCAAUGAAGAUUGUAGUUUUUUAUCCUGUGUUUAUCGUGAACAUCAAACACAUUUUCAUUGUAUGCGAAAAGAUUGUGGAUAUUCAUUUUGUGAUAAAACACGUUUCGUACAGCAUACAGCACGACAUGAACGUUUAGAUACAUUAAUGGGUGGUGAUUUUCAACAAUUUCGUGCAACAAUCGAUUGUGGCCAUUCAGAUUGUCCAUAUUCAUCAUUCAAAUCGAUUAAUUUUAAUCAUAAUUUAAAUAAAACAUCACAUUUUCAUUGUUUAAAAUGUAAUUAUCGUUGUUCGGAUACAAAUAAAGUUGUUGCACAUCGUCGUCAACAUAAUAAAAUGGAUAAUAUAUUAGCGGCUGGUUUUGAUAAAUAUUCAUCAAAUCAAGAUUGUCUAAUUGAACAGUGCAAUUAUAAAUUAAAACAAACACAUUAUCAUUGUAAUCAUUGUAAUUAUUCUGUACUUGGUUUAUCACAAAUGUCAUUACAUAAACAAAAACAUCAUCAACAACAACAACAACAACAAGAAUUAGGACAAAACAAUAAUAAUAAUGAUAAUGAUAAUUCUUCUUCUUGUUUACAAAAUGAAUCACCUGGAUCAUCCUCACCUCCUCCAUCAUCACCAUUGGAAUCGCGAUAGCUUAAAUCCAAUUACACAAACAUACACACCAAAGAACAAAAUAAAAGAUUUAUGUUUUUCAGAAUAUUUAUUACACUAUUUAUUAAUGAAAAAUUUUUUCAAAUUCCUUAUCAUCAUCAUCAUUAUAUUUGGGCAAACAAAACCGAUUCUCAUUUUUUUUUUUUUAUAA